AUGAAUGGAUUAAAAAGAAAUGAGAAAAAUUGUUUGCUGUUGCAGCCUAUAAUGGUACUGAGGAUGUAUCAAUUAUUUAUUGCUUUCAUUAGAGACAUCAUUAAGUUGUAGAAAAUUUUAAAUUGCCAAUAGAAUUGUAGUUGAAUUUUUUAAUAUGUUAGAAUCAUUCUAGUAAGAAAAACCAUUAUAAGAAUUCAGUCUUUACUUAAAGCAUCAAUUAUAAUAGUUAAAUACCUAAAUAAUAUUGGGAUGCCAAUUUAAGUAUAUUACCAGCAAAAUUUAAGUAUGUAAUAUUAAAAGUAGGUAUGAAAUUAAAUCAAAUUUCUCAUAACUGCUGAAUUAAAAUUAUUUAAUAGAAAAUGGUAUUAAGUACCAAAUAUCAUUAUGAUUGAAUAAGUAAAAACAGAAAAAGGAUGCCAAAAAGAAAGGUAAACCAUUAUAUGCUGAUGAACCUGCAUAACCACCUCCUACAUUGAUACGAGAAAUAUAUGAAGUGAAUGUUACUGUUUAAGAUCACUUAGCAGAAUUUUAGAUAUGA
This is a messenger RNA of Paramecium primaurelia, 538 nucleotides long. The record is from the annotation of a GenBank genome assembly. Lineage: Eukaryota; Ciliophora; Oligohymenophorea; Peniculida; Parameciidae.